Molecule: messenger RNA, 276 nt
Organism: Oikopleura dioica
Lineage: Eukaryota; Metazoa; Chordata; Appendicularia; Copelata; Oikopleuridae
Source: the annotation of a GenBank genome assembly
AUGAAGAAGGAGUUGUUUGCACAGUGUCAUCAAAUUUCUGACACCUAUAUUGAGCCUUUUUCCUUGCUGGAAGGGGAAAAAGGCGAAAUUGAAAACAGAUUGAACAAUUCUUCUAGCCACGACGAAAAGAAACCAACCAACCUGCGCAACCAGCUACACAGAAACGUUUUUUUUUUCAAGUUCGUUUCUUUUUUUUAUGAUUUUCAACCAAUCAAAGAUGUUAACGAUACGAACCAAGCCGAUUCAUUUCUGAAGUUUGACGAUCAAAGCAAUUGA